Messenger RNA from Metarhizium brunneum ARSEF 3297, 264 nucleotides. RefSeq lists its product as uncharacterized. NCBI's taxonomy places the organism in Eukaryota, Fungi, Ascomycota, Sordariomycetes, Hypocreales, Clavicipitaceae. Gene Ontology annotation, cellular component: pICln-Sm protein complex; U1 snRNP; catalytic step 2 spliceosome. The record is from RefSeq and is a predicted model, not a curated record. Gene Ontology annotation, molecular function: RNA binding. Gene Ontology annotation, biological process: mRNA splicing, via spliceosome; spliceosomal snRNP assembly.
AUGAGUUUCGUACCCGUCAACCCGCGGCCCAUGCUGCAAGAACUCGUCAACAAGCCCGUCUUCGUUCGCCUGAAGUGGGGUCAAGUCGAGUACAAAGGCACUCUCGUGUCCGUCGACAGCUACAUGAACCUUCAGCUAGCUGGUACCGAGGAAUAUGUUUCCGACAAGCCCACUGGAUUGCUGGGGCAAGUGUUGAUCAGAUGCAACAACGUGCUCUGGGUCCGCGGCGCAGACGAUUCCAAAGACGCUGCCAUGUCAGGUUAA